AAUAUGGUAACCAAUGCUACUUUCAUUUAUAUUACUUUACAUUUAUGGCAUUUGGCAGACGCCCUUAUGCAGAGUGACUUACAUUUAUCUCAUUUAUACAUCUGAGUAGUUGAGGGUUAAGGGCCUUGCUCAAGGACCCAACUGUGGCAGCACUGGAGUUUGAAUUCGUGACGUUCUGAUCAGUAGCUCAAUGUCUUAACCACUGAGCUACCACUGCUACCCUCCGACUUACCUCGGAAGUCGGUACUUCAACAAUCCAAGCCAACAAAAAGUGGGAACAAACCAUGGAUGCCCCCAUGUUUGUCUUUUGUUAGCAACAUACUAGCCAGAUAACUGUAACAUAUGAUGUAUAUUUACCUCCUAAAAACAGGGAACUGUAGAGUUGGUGUUAUAGAUUUUAAAUGUGAAUAUGCCUGUAGGUUGGCUGAUCUAAAGUCUAACUACUAUAACUCAUUUAAAGGUAUGACUGAUCUACUACUACUGAUCUGAUUGUAUAUUUGCAUUUACAAUUAUGUCAUUUUUUAUACAACUGAGCAAUUGAGGAUUAAGGGCCUUGCUCAAGGGCCCAGCAAUGGCAGCUUGGCAGUGCUGGGAUUUGACCUCAUGACCAGAAGUCCAAUGUCCUAAUCACUGAGCUACCACUUCCAUAUAUACAGUAGUGGCUCACGGUUAAGGCUCUGGGUUAUUGAUUUGUUUCUACAGCAGAGUAACAGUCUAAAUAAUAUUUUCCUUUCACAGUCAAACCAAUCACUCCAUAUAAUGUGACAGUGCAGUAUGAAAAUGGGAACUAUACCUUUGCAUGGAGUAGUGGAUAUGAGAAACACAGCUAUGUUUCAGUCUUGCCUUUUCAGUACAUUUUGAGAUACCACCAAGUGGGACAAUCUACAAAGAAGGACCUGCAUAUGACAGAAACCGUGUACAGGAUCUCAGAGACUCUUUUUGAUCCAGGGACUGAAUACAUCGCUAGGGUUUAUAAUAAAAUUAUUCCAAAUGAUAAUUAUCAUGGGACAAUGAGUCACGGGAGCGCUGAGAUCAGAUGGAACACCCCACAAGCAGCAACAACUAUGCAGGGAAUCAUGGUUCUGAUUUGUUCGGCAGUAGGACUAGUGUCUCUCUUGUUAUUCCCUGUUGCAAGAAUGAAGAUUAAAAAGAUCGCGUGGGUAAAACCUCCAGCUCCAUCCAUCUCGCCACUGAACCAAACAGCUCAGGGCAGUUUACAGUUUUCGCUGUCCAAAUCUCAUGUGCAUCAGAUUUACAGUGAGGAAAUUUCAACAAUCGACAUGAUAAUAGAGAUCACAGCCAGACAGCAGCUUCAAGAACAUUCCUCAGUCAUUUAUUCCCAAUGUCACACGCCUUACGUGGGUCCUUUAAUGGAAGUCUGGGCGCCCUGCCUGACGCCCGACUCGCGCAACACUGCUAACAAUCCUUGUAACGAUCCUGAUUUCCUGCCUGACGACGGUGAUGUUGAAGAAACUCUUCUUUGCUUGAGCACGCCCACAGGUGUUGAAGGUGGUUUUGUGUCUUUGGAUGACCUGGAGCCCAGCCUUGAGAUCCGCAAGGACUCGGAAACGUUCACUAAUACACUGAACCCUGCGUGUUUCUCUCAGAAUUAUUGCACUUUAACCAACACAGCUGUUGGACUUAUUCCUACAUUUUGCACAGUGCAGUGUGUUCCUAAUCUCGGUUUAGAGCUAAACGGUCAUACUUCACCUGAUCUGUUCAAUAUGCAGAUAGAGGAGAGUACACCAGAAUUGGACACAGUGACUCUUGACAAUUUGCAGCUGUCUGUGGAUGAAUGACUAUAUACUGUACAUGCAAUAUGACCUGAAUGAAAUGCAACUUUCUGUAAAUACUGCAUUCUCUUAUUCUUCUUCAGUUUACGGCAUAUUCUUAAGAGUUUCAGCGGAUCACAGCCUUGUGCCAUCUGUUGUGCCAUGGUUCUGUGUUUGUCUUUCAGUACGUUCGACUUUAUACAAGGGAAUGUGCUGCCCUCUGCUGCCUGACCAUAUUUUUGUGGCAGGAUCCCUCAGUUUUCAGCACAGAUUUAAUUCAUGGAUGCCAUCCGACUAAGGUAUUACGCAAACGUGUACUUAUCUAGAACCCUUAGGACUUCUAUGGUUCAUACAGUUGUGCCCAAAAGUUUGCGUACCCCUUGCAGAAUCUGCUCAAUCUUAACACUGCUAACAAAAUAAGAGGAUCAUAAAAAUCCCAUAUUGUUUUUUAUUUAGUUCUGUCCUGAAUAAGCUAUUUCACAUGUUUACAUCUAAUGCACAAGACAAGAUUACAGCUGAAUUUACACAAAUGAACUAGUUGAAAAGUUUACACACGCUUGAAUCUUAAUACAGUGUGUUGUUACUUGGAUGGGCACAACUGUAUCUCUAAGCAAACCCCUAAUUACUAUAUGUAGAUCCCUACAAAGUGUUUGCCUAUAAGAGAACCUUCUGAAUAGACCUUCUGGGAAGCUUAACCAUCCAAAGAACCUUUAGAGGACCAUUUUUUAUUUCUUUAUUGAUGCCAAUAAGAGUCAAAGACCAUGUCACAAUGUAGAGCCAAAAAAAAUUAUAUAAAAAAGGUGUACUAUAAUACUUCUCAGUCCCCUGUGUGUCUCUUCAUCACGCUGUGAGUACCGCGGGUCGAAGGUAGAAGUGAGACUGUUGCAUGUACAUAUUUUUCUCAGCUUUUCCUAGGCCUGACUGACCUGCGUGGUCAUUUCUGUGUAACUGUGGCUCUAGAGCAGAACGCACAGACCUGCAGACACUUGAUGAAGAAAAAUAUAUUAUUUUAGGUUCCACAGAUAUUACUGCAUUAUCAUGUGGAAAUAAAAAUGGCUGAGUAGCACAUAGUAACGUAACAUAUAGUAAUGUGUUACUAUGAAAAAAUAAUAAAAAAUAUCACUUCAUAUUUUUGGGGGGCAUUUUCCUUUAUGAAUGUAAUGUUUUUUGUUUUUGUUUUUUUAAAU
This is a messenger RNA of Ictalurus punctatus (channel catfish), 2959 nucleotides long. It is a transcript of the gene il21r.2, whose product is annotated as interleukin 21 receptor, tandem duplicate 2. NCBI's taxonomy places the organism in Eukaryota, Metazoa, Chordata, Actinopteri, Siluriformes, Ictaluridae. The transcript has 5 exons. The record is from RefSeq and is a predicted model, not a curated record. Bases 903 to 1799 code for a protein of 298 amino acids.